AUGCGCUACGUUUACUAUGCCUCGCUGUAUACCAUGUGGGCCCUGAUUCCCGUUGGCACCCCGGACAACCGCGGGUGGUGGGCUGAGAUGGCCAAGUUCCUGGAAGAGUGUCUCCUGGUUAUUGAGUUUGGGGGUGAUGACCGGUUCAAGCUCAAGAAGGUCAACCCUGUUGUGGAUGAGGGGUAUGAGACCGGGGAUGGGAGUGGAUGUGUGGGAGGGUUUCGGGGCUGUCUGGGGGAUGAAUACAGCGAGGAUGAGGAGUUGAGUGAGCUUGAUUCCGAAAUGGAGGGGAGCGAGUAUGAGGGCGAGGCUGAGAGUGAGAUGGAGAUGAUCACUGAUGACGAGGAACAUAUCACUGACGAGGGUGAGGUGGGAGAGAACGAUUCUGCAGAUGAGGAACACGUGCCGGAGAGCGUGAGUAGGGAUCGCAUUGCGGAUGGAGAUGUAGAAACUGGCAGGGAGCGUCUGCGUCUGGAUAAGCAUGGUCAUGGGCAGCGGGACUUUGGAUAUCGCGCUUGGGCGCUCAAAAACCUUCCGAGAUAUGGUACGACCUUUCAUUGGGAUGAUGAGAACGGGGAGCCGGCUUUCGACAACGUGCGAUGUCAGCUGUGGCAGAAGGUUUGCCAUGAUCUUCGCGAGAUCGAGAUUAAGCAUGGUGGUCGACUCUACAUGAAGCCUGCUCUUGGGUUUCGCUGA
Messenger RNA from Aspergillus bombycis, 696 nucleotides. RefSeq lists its product as uncharacterized. Bases 1 to 696 code for a protein of 231 amino acids. Lineage: Eukaryota; Fungi; Ascomycota; Eurotiomycetes; Eurotiales; Aspergillaceae. The transcript has a single exon. The record is from RefSeq and is a predicted model, not a curated record.